Molecule: messenger RNA, 714 nt
Organism: Brassica oleracea var. oleracea
Lineage: Eukaryota; Viridiplantae; Streptophyta; Magnoliopsida; Brassicales; Brassicaceae
Product: glutathione S-transferase T3-like
Exons: 3
Coding region: 1-714 (237 amino acids)
Source: RefSeq, a predicted model, not a curated record
AUGGGGUUCACUAAUGGAGGUGCUCUUAGGUGUGGACCGUAUGAAAUCCCGGCUUUCAGUUCACAACAAUCUGAAGACGCAUCAGUAGACACACCAGUGGAGCGUCUUAUAAAACAUAAAUGGACUCCAGCUGAUGACGAGGUUCUAAUCACAAGUCCUCAUGGAGGAGAGGAUGGUGAAAAGAGAGAGCAUCUUCAUUGCAAGAAGAGGUGGCAGAGAAUCAAUGAUCAGGUUAACAAGUUAUGUGCUGCAUACUCGGCAGCAGAGAGACAAAUAAGCAGUGGUGAGAAUGACACUGAUGUUCUGAAGAAAGCUCAUGACAUCUUCUUCUCUGAUCAAGAGCACAAGCUUAACCUCGAGCAUGCGUGGUGUGUGUUGAGGUAUGAACAGAAAUGGCUUAGCCUUAACACUCCUAAAGCUAGUGGCGUUUUGAAGAGGAAAAAUGUUGAGACAAAAACCCAAACUUCAAGCAACUAUGUUGUUGAUACUGAGAGCCGGCCUAAAGGUAUAAAGGUUGCUAAGGCUAAAAGGAAUACUGCUAAAGGGAAGUUUGUGGCUGAGUAUGCGACCAUUUGGGAAAUGAAGAAGGAGGAUUUGGAGAUGAAGAAGAGACUGUCAAAGUUGGCUAUACUAGACACUUUCCUUGCCAAGAAAGAACCAUUAAGUGAGGCGGAAGAAGUUGUGAAGAAUAAGCUCCUAGCCGAGUAUUUCUGA